AUGCCACCUCCUGUCGGCAGAUUCGGGCCCUCUGGCCUGAGCGCUCCCUAUACACACUUGCAGCAAGCCCACCUCCAGCAGCAACAGCAGCAGUCCCAGCAUCAUCCGGCUCAUGCCCAAUCCGCCAACACAGCGCUUCCGCCCCCAUCCCUGGGCGGCCACCCUGGCUUCGCGGCCGGUAACCCGAACACUAAUAUCAAUCCGUUUACCUUGUCUGGAACAGGAAUUGCAAAUGGCAUGUCCGUCGCAGGGUUUGCUGGGGCCGCUGACGGCGGAGGGACAGGACUCGCGAGCCAUGCGGCGCAGAUGGGCUUCGCAAGAGGCGCACAGAUGCAACAGCAGCAAUUACACCAGGCUCACGAUGGCCGGUUAGCGCUCGAGGGCAAGGCCGGUGCAGUGAAGACACGGAUACGUGAUGUGUGGAAGCACAACUUGGCCCAGGAGAUGGCUGUGUUGAGACACUUGGUCGAGAAGUACCCGUACAUCAGCAUGGAUACCGAGUUUCCUGGAAUUGUUGCCCGCCCGAUCGGAUCGUUUACGAACAAAGCAGACUACCAUUACCAGACGCUCCGAUGUAAUGUCGACCUCUUGAAGAUGAUCCAGUUGGGCAUCACUCUAUUUAACGCCGAAGGAGAAGUUCCCCCGCCUAACGCUACUGAUCCGAACGGCCAACCCUACGGCAACGCCUUGGUCCCCGCCCCGUGCACAUGGCAGUUCAACUUCCGAUUCUCGCUGGAGAAUGACAUGUAUGCGCAGGAGUCGACGGCCAUGCUCGCUAAGGCUGGCAUCGAUUUCAACAUGCACGAUAAGAAUGGUAUCGAUCCGUUUGAGUUUGGAGCAUUGUUGAUCAGUUCGGGACUUGUGUUGUUGGACGAUGUCCACUGGGUCUCGUUCCACUCCGGCUACGACUUUGGCUACCUGAUGAAGAUUAUGCUUUGCCAGCCUCUUCCCGAGAAUGAAGAGGAAUUCCACAAACUCUUGAACAUUUUCUUCCCCUCGCUCUACGAUAUCAAAUACCUCAUGAAACAUGCAGGACGGAAUCAGGCUGUCAACGACUCGCCCUUGACGGCUGCAGCAGCGCAGAUUCUCACCAACCUUGGCCAGAAGUCUGGACUUCAGGAUAUUGCCGAUGAGCUUGGUGUUAAGCGCGUUGGCAUUGCACACCAGGCAGGAUCUGACUCACUUGUGACCGGGGAAAUCUACUGGAAGAUGCGUCAACUGGUAUUCAACGGCUCAAUUGACGACAGCAAGUACUCAGGACAAGUCUGGGGGUUGAAUGGCCAAAUGCCUGCGCUGUUGUACCAGAUGCACCCGCACCAAACACCGAACCUCAACGGAGCCACCAUCUACUCCGCCGCUGGUACCCCUAGCACCCCCAACGCCGCCCAUGCCGUUACUGGAAACCAGACCCCCCACCAUAUGGGCGCCCUUACACCCGGAGCCGGAGGCGGAGUGUUGGGAGCAUUCCAGCUUGGAAAGUCAUGA
This is a messenger RNA of Aspergillus wentii DTO 134E9, 1485 nucleotides long. RefSeq names its product CCR4-NOT core DEDD family RNase subunit POP2. The record is from RefSeq and is a predicted model, not a curated record. Gene Ontology annotation, molecular function: poly(A)-specific ribonuclease activity; nucleic acid binding. The coding region runs from base 1 to 1485 and encodes 494 amino acids. The transcript is spliced from 2 exons. Lineage: Eukaryota; Fungi; Ascomycota; Eurotiomycetes; Eurotiales; Aspergillaceae. Gene Ontology annotation, cellular component: CCR4-NOT core complex; CCR4-NOT complex; P-body.